AGGAAGUACCUCCAGUUCUUUAUUGUUUUUGUAAUCUGACAAGGCUUUAGGUUAGCCACAAGAAAUUUGUCAUGAAAGUUAAAGACAAGUUUGGGGAAGACGGAAAUUCAAGUGAUAUGAACUCUUUCAGUGUUUCAGAAAAGAUUGGGUUUGCCUCACCUGCUAUCACAACCUUUCAGAUAAGUGAGCCUCGGAGCCAGAAAAAGGCGUCCACAUGCUGUGUUGGGACAGCCCUCAGCACCUACCUGCUGCUGCUGACGGCCGGCCAGGGGCUGCUGAUGUACCAAGUAUUUAAGAUGCAGAGAGAGAUAUUGAAACUUCAAGAGCAAAAUGCCUCCUAUACAGAAGAGAUUCUGCAGAGCUCCUUUGCCAACAAUCUGGCCUUGUUGAGAAGCUCUACUGGGAAGAGCUUUCUCAUGAGACAUGAAGAAAACUGGAGGAGAAGCUUAGAAGAGGAAAUCACCAUAAUUAAAAGCAGCAAUGCAAACCUGAUGAUGAGGAUGAACAACAUCACCCUGGUUGCAGGGCCUCCUGGACCCAAAGGAGAUCCUGGUCAACCAGGGUUACGGGGACCACCAGGGACAAAGGGAGACCAAGGUGCACAUGGACCCCAGGGGGAGAAGGGGAGCAAAGGGCCUCCUGGUCCUGCUGGCCCAAGUGGUGUUCCAGGAGUAAAAGGAGAAAAAGGAGAGAUUGGGCUUCCAGGUCCCCAAGGACAGAAGGGUGACACGGGCAGGAAGGGAGACCCUGGGCCCCAGGGAGCCGUGGGUGCAGAGGGAGUGCGUGGAUUCCCAGGAAUGCCAGGUUCUGGAGGUAGCCCGGGGAAGCCUGGACCUCCUGGGCCAAAAGGAGAGGCAGGUGCAGCUGGACAGCGUGGACCUGCUGGAAGCCCUGGCCUCGAUGGCAGACCUGGUCAGAAAGGGGAGAAGGGGGAGCAGGGCCCCAAAGGGAGCCCAGGAGCACAAGGCACUGCUGGACUCAAAGGUGAACAGGGAGAACGAGGAAUAGCAGGACCUCCAGGGCAAAUGGGAGCAAAGGGAGACCAAGGCCUACAAGGCAUCCCAGGCUCAGCUGGCCCAAAAGGAGCCAAGGGGGAUUUUGGCCCUCGGGGUCUGAAGGGAGAGCCAGGACUAAAAGGAGCCAAGGGAGACCCUGGGUUUUCUGGUUCCAAAGGAGAGAAAGGGAGCAAAGGUGAAAAAGGAGAAGCUGGCCUCGGUAAUUUUGUCCGAAUCGUGGGAGGAGACAGGAGGGGCCGAGUGGAAAUCUUCCACCAGGGCUCCUGGGGAACGAUCUGUGACGACGGCUGGAGCCCCCGCGAGAGCGCCGUGGUGUGCCGAAUGCUGGGCUUCAACCGCGCCGUCUCCUCCUUCCCAGCCGCUCCAGGUACUGGACAAAUUUGGCUUGAUGACGUGAGUUGCCAGGGGAGUGAAAUUACAAUUACGGACUGCAGGAAGCGCGACUGGGGUUCCCAUAACUGCAACCACAGCGAGGAUGUUGGGGUGGAGUGUGCUUGAUGGGACACCGAGUCUGUCCUGGGAGCUGCUGCUGCCUCUGCUCUUCAUGAAGCUCUUCUUCACGAUGCAAACCCAAUUUCGUCAGGCUGUGCUUUUGUGCCUCUUUACUGGGUCAUAGAAAUAUUGACAAAGAAAGUUGAAUUUUCCACAAAUCAAUAACAGUUGUGAGACCCACAGGUAACCUGAACCAUCCCAGCUGUCACAAAACAACUGGAGCUCAGGCAUGUGAGCCAGUUCACAGCUUUUCCAGCUACCUGGCAUCAGCUCAUCUGCAGGAGCUCACACGUGUGUGACCUCUAAGUCCACAGGGGAGGGGAUGGUCCACAUUAGCUUAGUGCAGUAAGAGAACAGGAUCAGCGUGCAGAAACCUGCACUUACUGCAGCUGAGCUGGCUAGUCCAUCUUCAUCACAGUACAGUUGUGAACCUGAGCUUACAACCCCCAGGGAAGUGCAUACACCCAAGAAAGCAGAUGCUCAGAAAUCUUCAGAUGAUCUCUCUGGCAUGCAGAUAUAAAUAUUCUUCAGUAAUGAUGCAGAUCACACAUUAAAGUGCAAAAAUAAGUGCCUGGGAUCUAGGUGCCCUACUACCCUGGUUCAGCACAGCACUUGUUUUUGACCUUAGCUAAGUGCCUUGCCUUCUCUGUCAGUGUCUCCUAAGCUGUCUCCAGGAGCAAUACCCCUUACUUAUCUGGUGUAUAAAGCUAAGCUUUUAGAAAUUAGAUGCUCCAGUAAAGCAAAAUGAUGACAAAUAAAAAAUACAGCAAAGCA
This is a messenger RNA of Ficedula albicollis (Collared flycatcher), 2282 nucleotides long. RefSeq names its product macrophage receptor with collagenous structure (gene MARCO). The transcript has 15 exons. The coding region runs from base 72 to 1514 and encodes 480 amino acids. Gene Ontology annotation, cellular component: membrane. Lineage: Eukaryota; Metazoa; Chordata; Aves; Passeriformes; Muscicapidae. The record is from RefSeq and is a predicted model, not a curated record.